Molecule: messenger RNA, 1653 nt
Organism: Perca flavescens (yellow perch)
Lineage: Eukaryota; Metazoa; Chordata; Actinopteri; Perciformes; Percidae
Gene: sp8a
Product: sp8 transcription factor a
Exons: 2
Coding region: 250-1506 (418 amino acids)
Biological process (GO): regulation of transcription by RNA polymerase II
Molecular function (GO): RNA polymerase II cis-regulatory region sequence-specific DNA binding; DNA-binding transcription factor activity, RNA polymerase II-specific
Source: RefSeq, a predicted model, not a curated record
UUCAUAUUUUCUCCUACUUGUUGCAAUUUGGAGCGCCCCACUCGAGAGACCUCACUAUUAAAAUUUACGACGACCUCGAGCGCAAAUAUUAAGUGACAGUAUGAGCUGGUCUCUGAUUGGUCCUCGGGCUCUCAGCGGCACUUCAAAGCCACGAAGAAGCUACAACUACUAAAGCAGUCCGAGAGGAAAACAGACUCAUCACGUUCAUUCACCGCGAGCACACACUCAGACGAAGAUAUCAAAACACAGAUGAUGGCUGCUACACUGCUAGGGGAAGAGCCCCGGCUGGGCAGCGCACCACUGGCAAUGCUGGCCGCCACCUGCAGCAGAAUCGGUGAGCCCAGCCCCUCGUGCUCCCCUGCUCUUUCCGAUGGAGCCCAGGGACACGCGAAGGGCUUUCACCCCUGGAAAAGAGGCGCACCUGGUAACAGCAGCCUUGGUGCCUGCUUCACCUCUUCCGGGCUUCCCUCUGGAACCUCCAGAAGUAACGGAGCCGGUCUGACGGACACCUCCAGCGCUUUCUCAGUGACCACUGCCAACUCUCCUUUUGGAAAUGAUUUUUCGAUCUACCAGACUUCUGUGCCAUCAGACAACAGUGUUCCCGAUGCUGCGCACGCACAACGGUCUGUGUUUCUGACCAAAUUUCCCUCCUCGGUGGAGGGCAUAACAGGGAUAUAUCCGAGGAUGCACGCGCAUCCCUAUGAGUCAUGGUUCAAGCCAGUGGGGGAUGUCAAUAACGGGUCUACUGCUUGGUGGGACAUGGGAACCAGCUGGGUGGACACACAGAGCCCGGCCGGGUUACCCUCUCAUCUGAACGGCUACAGCCCUGACUACAGCUCCGCCUUCGGCCCCGGAGCCCCUCAGCACCUACUCCCCGCCACACAGCACCUGUUUGACGGCUUCAGGCCACCUGUACCGACUCACUACACAGAGCCUACGACGACAGGGGCACCUGCUCUGACAGGAACCCCCGUCGUUUCUCUGCCCGCAUCUUCCCGCUCCUCCUCACGACGCUACUCCGGCAGAGCCACGUGCGACUGCCCGAACUGCCAGGAGGCGGACAGCCUUGGUCAGGGGGGCAUGAGCCCGCGGCGGAGGGGCUUGCACAGCUGCCACAUUCCGGGUUGUGGUAAAGUUUACGGCAAGACCUCUCACCUGAAGGCUCACCUGCGCUGGCACACCGGGGAGAGGCCGUUUGUCUGCAACUGGCUCUUCUGCGGGAAACGCUUCACGCGCUCCGACGAGCUCCAGCGGCAUUUGCGCACGCACACCGGAGAGAAGCGAUUCGAGUGCUCAAUUUGCCACAAACGAUUCAUGCGCUCCGACCACCUCAGCAAACACGCGAGGACGCACAGCGCUGAGGGGUCAGAGGAUGGCGCAGAACCGGGACUCUGUAAAGGGAGCAGCGACACGGACAAUAGCCUCUCCGGUAGCCCGAGCCAGUCUCCCGGGGUACACGUGCGUGGCACUGUCCAAACCACCGAGGGACAGAGUGCGGUGGAAUAAUUUACAAAGCUUACCAAGAACAAAGCAACACGUGGACAUUUGUUAACACUACACCAGCCUGUAUGGAGUGUGUUUUCUUGGACACCUAAAAACUGAUAUGGCACUUUAUGAUGAACUUUAGCUGUGGAUAAACACUGUGUCCUUACC